Messenger RNA from Triticum turgidum subsp. durum (durum wheat), 1305 nucleotides. The record is from the annotation of a GenBank genome assembly. Lineage: Eukaryota; Viridiplantae; Streptophyta; Magnoliopsida; Poales; Poaceae.
AUGAAUAAAAGUUUAUUAUGGCGGAGGCACAUGAAUAAAAGAAAAAAAAAGGUCGAACCAGAUCAGAUCAGACCCACGCAAAUCACUUCCCCAUUCCCUCGCCGCCGCCGCCGCCGCCCCGUCGAGAUCCUCCUCCGCGGCGGCGCCGCCAUGCUCCGGCUCCGUUGCAGCCUCCUCUCCCAGCUCCUCUCGUCUUCCCCCGCCUCUCCCAUCUCCCACCUCAGCCGCCUCUCCUCCGCCGCCGCGCCCGCCGUCUCCCCGAACCCUAGCUUCGCGGUGGCGGACUACCUCGUCGCCACCUGCGGCCUCACCCGACCCCAGGCCCUCAAGGCCUCCGCCAAGCUCUCCCACCUCAAAUCCCCUUCCAAGCCCGACGCUGUCCUCGCCUUCCUCGCCGGCCUCGGCCUCUCCGGCGCCGACGUCGCCGCCCUCGUCGCCAAGGACCCCAAGUUCCUCUGUGCCAGCGUGGAGAAAACCCUGAGCCCCAUCGUCGUCGGGCUCACCGGCCUUGGCCUGUCGCGUUCUGAGAUCGCACGCCUGGUCUCGCUCAGCCGCGCCCAGUUCCGCUGCAGAUCCAUCGUCUCAAAUCUGCAAUACUGCCUGCACCUCUUCGGCUCCUUUGAGAAGAUCCUCGCUGCUCUCAGGUACGGCUUAUGCCUUCUCGCAGCCGACCUCGAGACAGUGGUCAAGCCCAAUGUUGCCUUCCUGCGUUCCUGCGGGCUAGGUGACUGUGACAUUGCCAAGUUGUGCAUCGCUGAGCCAUGGCUGCUCGCCUCAAACGUAGAGUGCGUCCAGGCAAUGGCAGCACGCGCCCAAGCUAUUGGUGUGCCCUGUGGCUCUCGGAUGUUCAGGCACGCGCUGAAGGCUGUUGCAUUCCUCAGCAAUGAGAAGAUCGCCGCCAAAGUGGAGCAGUUGAAGAAGAUGUUCAGGUGGUCAGAUGCCGAGGUGCGCAUUGCUUUGUCCACGCUUCCAUCUGUGCUGAUGAGGUCUAACCAUAUGCUGGAGAGCAAGUCAGAGUUCCUAAUCUCCAAGGUGGGGUUUGAACCAGCAUACAUUGCUCAUCAUCCGGCAUUGCUCACAUACAGCCUGGAGGGCCGGAUCAUACCCCGCUACUAUGUUGUAAAGUUUCUCAAGGAAAAUGGACUGCUGGAUCACAACCGGAGCUACUAUUCUGCAGUCAUUGUGAUGGAGAAAGUAUUCGUGGACAAGUACAUAUCCCCUCACAAGGAAGUUGCACCAUACCUUGCUGAAGACUAUGAUGCCGCUUGCAGAGGGGAAGUGCCGACUAGAUUCAAAUUUACAUGA